This is a messenger RNA of Phalaenopsis equestris, 2907 nucleotides long. Its product is annotated as protein CROWDED NUCLEI 4-like. The record is from RefSeq and is a predicted model, not a curated record. The transcript has 9 exons. Lineage: Eukaryota; Viridiplantae; Streptophyta; Magnoliopsida; Asparagales; Orchidaceae. Gene Ontology annotation, biological process: nucleus organization. Bases 68 to 2716 code for a protein of 882 amino acids. Gene Ontology annotation, cellular component: nucleus.
GAGUACCGUGCGCACAGGGAAAUUGGUCGAUCUAGGGUUUGGAACUCCGGUGGCGGUCGAAGGUGAGAUGGCGAGCCCUCUUCCGGCGACUUUGCCGGAGAAGCUUGAUGGAACGGGGUUAACUGGCGCUAGGGCUUCGCCGUCUCCAGCCAAGGGAGGGAGUUCUCUCAGGGAGGAGGCCAUCUGGAAGCGGCUUAGAGAAGCUGGGUUUGAUGAGGAGACGGUGAAGAGGAGGGAUAAGGCUGCGCUGAUCGCAUACGUUACCAGGCUCGAAACUGAGAUUUAUGAUUACCAAUGUAAUAUGGGGCUUAUUUUACUGGAAAAGAAAGACUUGGAGUCUAAAUACAAUGAAAUCAAAGCUGCUUCUGAGUCAGCUGAGAUAAUUUAUACGCGUGAUAAAGCUGCAAAUAUCUCUGCUUUAGGUGAAGCAAGGAAACGCGAAGAGAACCUGAAAAAGGCCUUAGGAAUAGAAAAGGAAUGCUUAGCGAAUAUUGAGAAGACCUUGCAUGAAAUGCGUGCUGAGUCUGCUGAAAUUAAAGUUGCUUAUGAAAGUAAGUUGACUGAAGCUCAAUCAAUGAUGCAAACUGCACAAAAGAUGUUUGAUGAGGCAAAGUCCAAAACGCAUGAGUUAGAGGCUGCUCAAGCAGAAGGAAGGCGUCGUCAGAAUGCUGCUCUAAGAACCUUACAGGAUGUAGAGGCUCGUGAAGAUGAACUUAGAAGACGAACUGUUUCUUUCCACUCUGAUUGUGAGGCCAAAGAGAAGGAGCUCAGUCUUCAGAGGCAAUCUCUGAAUGACAGCCAUAAGAUAUUGCGUCAAGAGCAAGAGAGAUUAAUGGAAGGGCAAAGCCUGCUCAAUCGAAGGGAAGAGCAUCUCUAUGGAAGAUUGAAUGAAAUAAGCCGUGCUGAGAAAGAAUUGGCAGAAGCAAGAUUGAAAUUCGAAGAAGAUUCAUCAAUUUUAGGGGAGGGAAAGGUUAAGUUGGAGCUUGAUGUGUCUGCUUUUGCAGCAGGAGAAGAGGCUGUCCUUAAAAGGGAAGCUCUACUUGACAAAAAGGAAAGGGAAUUGCUUAUAUUACAGGAAAAGAUUUCUAAUAAAGAAUUUGAUGAGAUGCAAAGGCUCAAAGCCGAAUAUCAACGUAAUAUUGAAAGGAAAACUUGUGAGUUUGAAGCUGAAAUGGAGCAGAGAAGGAAAUCGUUAGAGGAUGAGAUAGAAGUGAAAAUUAAAGACUGCAGUGCCUGGGAGUUUGAGCUCAAGCAGAAAGAGCAACAAAUUAUGAAGAUGGAAAAUUCAGUUAAAACUGAUCUCCAUGCCAUUUCAGACAAGCAGGAGGAUGUAAUGAAGAAACUCCAGCUUUUAGAGGAAAAAGAGAAAUCUGUACUUCUUACAGAAAAAUCUCUCGAAUCAAAGAUGCAGAACGUACAAAAAGAAAAGGAGGAAAUUAAUAAGAUGCAUGAAGAACUUCGUAAAGAGAAGAUUACACUUGAAGAUGAGAAGAUGCAACUUCUUCGUGCAGAGGAGAAACUAGCUAUCUCUGCUAAUGAGAGAAAUGAGCUGCUUGUAUUCGAAAGAAAAUUGAAAGAAGUGAUUGAUAGCUUUAGAUCUCAAAAGUUGGAACUUGAAGUUGGAGCGGAAAAAUUGAAGUCAGAAAAAGAGAAAUUUGAAAUAGAAUGGAACCUAAUUGAUGAAAAACGCGAGGAGUUGAGGAAAGAAGCUGAUCAAAUAGUUGAAGAGAGAAGAACUGUUGACAUGUACCUCAGGAAGGAACUUGACAGUUUAAAUGCCGAGAAGGAGAACUUGCGCAAUCAGUUGAAGCAAAAUGCUGAAUCCUUGUCUCACGAGCGGGAUGACUUCUUGAGAAAGAUGGAGCGAGAACAUUCAGAUUGGUUUGUCAAGUUUAAUAAAGAAAAAGAAGAUUUUCUUAAUGAUUUUGAGAUUCAGAGGAAAGAGUUGGAAAACAGUAUUUGUAGAAGGAGAGAGGAAGUUGAAAAUUAUUUGAGAGAAAAAGAGGAAGCAUUUGAGAAGGAAAAGAGCAAAGAGCUUCAGAGUAUUGCAUCUCGGAAAGAAGAGAUUGCGAAACAGUUGAAACAUGCUGCAUUAGAGUUGAAGCAACUUGAAAAUGAGAGGAUGGAGAUUGCCCGUGACCGAGAGCAGAGACAGACUGAGUGGUCUGAGAUAAAUCAUUUUAUUGAAGAGCUUAGUGCGCAACGGGAGAAGCUACAGAAGCAAAGGGAAUUAUUGCGUGCUGAUCGUGAGGAAAUUGAUAAACAAAUUCAGUAUCUUCUGAAAUUAGAGCAUUUAAAUAUUGAAUUAGAAAGUAGAAGUCUAUAUACUGAUAAUCCAACAGUGAAUAUUGGAAAUCUUCCCAGUAGAAAAGAAUUUUAUCAUAGAGAAGAGAAAUAUAAAUCAAAUUUUAGUCAAAAUCUUUCGCCACUGAGCAAAAAGAGGCGUGCCCAUGCAGCCUGUAAUGAUUCCAAGUUAGAGCAUGAUAGAAAACAUCUGAAGAAAUUGAGCCCAGAUGAUAAUAAUCAAAAGCUUGAGGAUCCGGCAGCAAAAGAGGCUCUUUUGAAGGCUGCUGGAUCAUCUGCUGUGCUUCCACUGGCUGAUGAGAAGAAAGAAGAUGUAGUAGGAUGCAAGCAUCAAAGCAGUGAGGAUAUUGUUGAAGAAGGGGACCAGCAACCAUCUCUAGGGGCAAAGAUAAAGAAGUUUUUCCUUUCUUGAUCUUAUCACUAAGGCUCUGAAGUGUCAACCAGUUAGAGACGUAGAGGAGGUUUUGGUUUUAGUUGGAUUAGUGGCUGAAUAGGGUUUGUUGUUGUGCCAGUUAUAUGUUGAUUUUUUGUAGCAGAAUGCAUCUGUAUGGAUUGGUGAUCUCAGCUAAAUAUUUUUGGGAAAAUGAAUGAGUUUCGACGUUA